Fusarium sp. VM40 is the source of this 1263-nucleotide messenger RNA. The record is from the annotation of a GenBank genome assembly. Lineage: Eukaryota; Fungi; Ascomycota; Sordariomycetes; Hypocreales; Nectriaceae.
AUGUCCUCUUUCCCCUUCGCCGUCACAGAGCAUACAAUCGAAGCUUCACAUAUACGAGAAUACGCCCGCGCAACAUCCCACUCACAAGAUGAAAAGCUUUACCUACAUAUAAAGCAGUACACUCCUAAAGAUAACCCCAAUCCUCAGAAAGGUGACGUGACCAUCAUUGGUGGCCACGCCAAUGGCUUCCCCAAGGAACUAUAUGAACCUCUCUGGGAGGAGUUCUACCAUGAGGCUAAACGCCGCGAUAUUCGCAUUCGGAGUAUCUGGAUAGUGGAUACAGCGUGGCAAGGCCGGAGCGGUAUUAUCAACCAAGACGCCCUUGGCAAUGACCCAAGCUGGCUCGACUAUGCGCGUGAUAUCCUCCACAUGGUCAACACAUUCCGCCCUCCCCCGCCAAUAAUGGCAAUAGGCCAUUCCUUUGGUGCAAACGCUCUCACAAACGUUGCCCUGCUUCAUCCCCGUGUCUUCACAUCCCUUGUUCUUCUGGAUCCCGUCAUCUCCCACUUCGCCUCCACGCCCGGCGCCCGAAGCGCUGGUCCUGCAGCGGCGAGCAUGAAUCGUCGCGAAGUCUGGCCAUCCCGCGCCGAAGCAUCAGCGUCCUUUAAUCGCAGUCCCUUCUACAAGUCAUGGGAUCCUCGUGUGUUGCAACGCUGGCUAGACUAUGGUAUUAGGGACGUACCAGGAGGAGAAACCGUUACUCUGACCACGACAAAAUACCAAGAGAUUUUUACUUUCCUGCGCCCCAGUUGGCAGGCAUACGACGCUGAGGGUAAAGAUGUGAUCCACCCCGAACACACACCAGAUCUGGACCCAAGUCUAAACCGACGCUGGGCAACAUAUCCCGUCUACCGCCCCGAAGGCCCCAACACCGUCGUUCGGCUCCCCGAAGUCCGCCCCAGUGUCCUCUAUGUCUUUGGCGGCAAGAGCGACGUCUCUCCACAAGAGCUUCAGGAUGAGAAAAUGGCUCUUACGGGAACUGGUGUAGGCGGCAGUGGUGGCCAAUCGAAGGGCCGCGUGAAGAAGGUAGUCGGCGAGAAGAACGGUCACUUAAUCCCCAUGGAGGAUCCGCGCCUCUGCGCAAGUGCUGCAGCCGAUUGGAUCAAGGCUGAACUUGAACGGUGGUGGACCGAUGAGCGUAAAUAUGUCGAGUGGACGAACAAGUCCAAGGAGGAGAAGAGUACUGUGUCGGAAGAAUUUCAAAAGCGUAUCGGCAAACCUGCGCCUCGUAGACCCAAGAACGUUACAAAGGCAAAGAUAUAA